AGGUAUAUACCACGAGUAUAAAUAUUAGGGUUGGCCAAAUCGUCUGAUCCGUUCCUGUGAAAGAGAAGACGCACAAAACAAAACAAACACAAUUGAAAACACAGUGGGUGGGGGGUGUCUCAUCUCUAUCUCUCUCUCAUCUAAGAGCCUGAAGUUAGGCCUUUGUCCUCCUGUGGCUACCUUAAGGUUAUGCCGUUUGCCCUACACCAGCUUGGAAAGGUUUUAAUCUCUACUGAAACAUGGAGCAAGUGUGCCUUUUGUCAGAUUGUUUCCAGAGACAGGUUUUUUCAUUCCAGGAAGUGCUCGAUUGGCGUUUUCUCAUCCUUGGAGGUUUCCAUUUUGUUUCCUUCAAUUGCACUUAGUGAGCCUACUGUAUAUGAGCAGUUAAGCAGGCGUAAUGCCAUUUUAACCUGAAACUGGUGUUUGAUAUGUCGCUGUACAUUUACAAGGCUGAAUCUUGCUUGUAAAUGCUGCAUUAUUGUUGGUCUGACCUUAAUUUUAGCAACACUUGUCCUUUAUUCCCAUGGUUCAGUUAGAUUUUACAGUAGAUAUUGGUCAAAGAUUUUGCAACUGAAUUUAAGUAGAGUAAAUGAGAUAGCCAUUUCAAGUGUCUUAUUGUUGGCUACGAGUAUUCUGCUUUUAUCUAUUCCUGGAUCAGUGUCAAGAUGCCCUGCAUUUCUCAACUGUCUUUGCUUCAUUUACCUUGUCAAUGUCUUCACAUCAUUGAUCGGGUGUCUUUUAUAAAUAAGGCUGUGAGGAGUGUCCAUCAGAAGCAUACAUGCCUGCUUAUGCAUGAAGAAUGAAGGUGGAUACAGCUACAACAGCCAGGCUGGUGGUUCAUAUUUUAUAGUUUCUUCUUUAGUUUUCUAGGUAAAGCGUGUUAUUUCUUCUAUGUUUGUGUCUCUUCUUCAUAAAUAAAGCACUACGUGGAGCUGUAAUCGUGAAAAUGGAAAGGUAUAAGAUAAUCAAGGAAGUUGGUAAUGGGACCUUUGGGGUUGUCUGGAGAGCAUUGAACAAACAUAAUGGUGAAGUGGUUGCUAUUAAGAAAAUGAAGAGAAAAUAUUAUUCGUGGGAAGAAUGCAUAAAUUUGAGAGAAGUCAAGUCGCUGCGAAAGAUGAAUCAUCCAAAUAUCGUGAAGCUGAAGGAAGUUAUCAGGGAAAAUGACAUUUUGUACUUUGUUUUUGAAUACAUGGAAUGUAGUCUUUACCAACUUAUGAAAGACAGAGUGAAGCCUUUUUCAGAAACUGAAAUUAGAAACUGGUGCUUCAAUGUUUUUCAAGGCCUCGUAUACAUGCAUCAAAAUGGCUACUUCCAUCGUGAUCUUAAGCCAGAGAACUUGCUUGUUUCAAAGGGUGUGAUAAAAAUAGCUGAUUUUGGUCUUGCUCGUGAGAUUACAUCCCAACCACCAUACACCGAGUAUGUUUCAACACGCUGGUAUCGGGCCCCAGAGGUGCUUCUCCAGUCACCAACAUAUGGUUCUGCUGUUGAUUUGUGGGCAAUGGGUGCAAUCAUGGCUGAAUUAUUUACUCUUCGCCCACUUUUUCCUGGUUCAAGUGAAGCAGAUGAAAUUUACAAAAUCUGCAGUGUGAUAGGCAGCCCAACACAAAGCACAUGGCGUGAGGGACUUGAACUAGCAAGUACAAUCAAUUAUCAGUUUCCAGAGGUUGGUGGUGUAAAUCUUUCUGCAUUAAUACCAUCUGCAAGCAAGGAGGCAGUGAAUUUGAUUUCUGCUCUCUGUUCUUGGGACCCAUGCAAGAGGCCAACAGCUGUAGAGGCCCUUCAGCAUCCUUUCUUCCAGAGCUGUUACUAUAUUCCCCCGUCUCUUCGCCAUAAGCCUGCUUCUACUGCCAGGAUGUCUCCAUCUGUUGGGGUAAAUGGUAAAGGAGGAGGCAUGGAGCAGAAAUAUGGGUAUUCUGGUCAUUUGUCUAGUGUGAAGCCCGCUGUGCAUGUUACUUCUUCUGCAAAAGUACAUGCGUCCUUAAACACAGGGGUGCAUCAUAAAGUGGAAGUGAAUAAUAAUAAUAAUAAUAAUAAUAAUAAUAAUAAUUAUGAGGGACCGGGUGGAGUAAAGAAGGAAAAGACCUACAAGAACAGUGCUAGUGCUGCUGCCAGACAACCAAAAUAUCGACCUCCUCCUGGAAAGUACAAUACUACUACUACAGUAGCAGGUGGAGGGGGAGGUGGUGUUUCUGAGACUGGUGACAAGUUGGGACACAUGACUAUGGUUGGUUCAACCAGAGUGGGUCCCUUUCCUAUUCCUAGACAGCAUCAGCAACAGCAUGCAAAAGGUUGGGUGCGUAAUGGGAGAUCUGACUUGUUUCCUGGGAGGUCUUAUGAUAGAGGUUAUUGCAGUAAGGUGGCUGGAUGAAUAACAACUUCAAACUCAAAUGCUAUUAGUUUGCUUUAUUUUUAAUUUUAAUCUUAAAAUGUGUGUGUGUGUGUGUGUGUGUGUGAAUGUUUUCGUAAUUUUAUAAAUUUGUGUGCUUGUUCUGCUACUUUGAAAUACUAUCUGUCUUGUUUCUAUAAGAAUAUUAUUUGUAUU
Lactuca sativa (garden lettuce) is the source of this 2542-nucleotide messenger RNA. RefSeq names its product cyclin-dependent kinase F-4. The record is from RefSeq and is a predicted model, not a curated record. NCBI's taxonomy places the organism in Eukaryota, Viridiplantae, Streptophyta, Magnoliopsida, Asterales, Asteraceae. Gene Ontology annotation, molecular function: protein kinase activity; ATP binding. Gene Ontology annotation, biological process: protein phosphorylation.